Aspergillus welwitschiae is the source of this 534-nucleotide messenger RNA. RefSeq lists its product as uncharacterized. Bases 1 to 534 code for a protein of 177 amino acids. The transcript has 4 exons. The record is from RefSeq and is a predicted model, not a curated record. NCBI's taxonomy places the organism in Eukaryota, Fungi, Ascomycota, Eurotiomycetes, Eurotiales, Aspergillaceae.
AUGCUCGGCUUCUGUUCCGAGCGAACCCUGAGGGUUGCUGAGCUCAUCAAUGACUACCGAUCUUUGCUGAACCAUAUUAUGGUCCAUGUUACGGGCAUGUCGCUACGGGAUGUAAAUUGUUCAGUUCAUACGGUGUUUAUAGAGGGUUAUACAGUUGCCCAACGCUUAUUGUCGGCAAGUUUUGAUCUAGACAUGACGUUGAAUUCCUGUGACUUCGAUUACACAGCACAGCUCAAACACAGGAUAAUACUAGAUGCAAGCGCCCGUCGCCACCAAGCACACAAGGUCUAUCUCAGCAUAGCGGCCGCUAAACGCUGGUUGCUCAACCGUAGCUACGUGCUAAGGCAUUCCGCGGCCAAGGAUCUUGAUAACCGGUUGCAAGACGUGGAUGUGUUAUUUUACGAAGAGAUCCACAAUGUUUCCGACCGUGUGGUAGCAUCCAACCUGCGUGCUGCCGACAUAAGGAGCGGAUACUGCGUUGACGAGGAUCCACCAUUGAAUAUGAUCAUUAGUUGGAUACAGUCGCAUUAUUGA